Messenger RNA from Mya arenaria, 4708 nucleotides. RefSeq lists its product as uncharacterized. Bases 209 to 1264 code for a protein of 351 amino acids. The transcript has 2 exons. The record is from RefSeq and is a predicted model, not a curated record. Lineage: Eukaryota; Metazoa; Mollusca; Bivalvia; Myida; Myidae.
CUGGAAAUGACAGAGUGACGAAUCAAAAAAUAUAUCAUGAAAGUUGUAAAAGGACAUUGAUCUUCAGUGUAUGCAGUUUUGAAAUCAAAGUAGACGGUCAAGUGACAAUGCACUGAGCCAUUCAGGGAAUCGCAUAGUUUAUAUCUUGACAUAUACACACAUUCUAAUAUUCAGGAAAACCAGAACUUUUUAGGAUAGAGGAUAUAACAUGUUUAAGUUUCAAUUCCUUAUCAUGUGUGCUUUGGUAUUCGGGCCCAACUAUGCUGGUGGCAAAAGUGCUCCCGUAUUCGAAAGUGUACACGUAUUAAACUACACAGAUGCAAAUUUAAAAUGUCAAGACCAUGGAGGAUUACUUGACAUGAAUUUAUUUAGAUCGUCAAGCCUGUUCAGUGGAAUAAUUGAGAACGCUCAUGAACUCAAACCAUACCUUUUAUUAAAAGAAAACGUCCCGGUAUGGGUUUCAGGACUCGCAACCUCAGGUCCUUAUAUUGCACCUUACACCUGUUUGAGUUUGGACAAGCACAAUUUUGCAGAAAACGUGACAUUUGAUAGCAAUAUUUUAUACGAAUGCAGCGUUGAAUGUGCUCGGAAACUACGCAAUAUAGGAUUCAUUGGUAUUACUGGGAACACAUGCUCGUGCAUUUUUGAGUCGUACAGGUUUCCAGAUAACCCGGAAUGUGAAGAAAGUGAUUUUCUGGACAGCAACAAAGGCAUUAUCGUUUUUAUAUUGCUACAAAGAAUAUCGUCCGCCCUGUCCAAUUCGCUAGAUUUUAACUGCGUGAGUGCUUCAAAAGAAAUAGGAGGGCCACAAUAUCACGCUACUAAAUGUUUGUCUAAACUGAGUGGAAUAUGUAGCAAUCGUAAGGACAGUUCUCUGAGUAGCGAAUGUAUUCCUAAGCUUAAUGAUGGGGAAUUUUGCUUCCUUGAGGAAAAUGCAACAUUCAUAGAACACAUUAAAACAUGUGUGAAAUAUGGUGGAGCCCUUCUAUCAGUAACUUCAGACGUAACAGAAUUUCGAAAUUCUACAGUAAUGCUUGGAAGUUUUAGGGAAUUCAAAGCCAUUGAGGAUGGUGAGGAAAACAAGGACAUGUCUUGUGUAUCAAUCACAAAAUCCAACGAAAUAUUUUACCUUGAGAAAGAAAGGUGUUCCAAUGUAAAUGGUGUCAUAUGUAUGGAUGAUACACUAGACAAAUCAGGAUGUGUGUCAAAUAAUGGUGUAAAAACAUAUCUUUUAAUCAUUUUAUUAUGGUACCUAUUGUGGUAGUAAUUCUUAUAAUUAUUAUGAUGGUGUCACUGUGAUAAAAAUCCUGAUAUUGUCAAAGACCACUCUUACAGUGGUAUGACUAUACGACUGUGGAUUGGCCCUACAGAUAAAGCUAGUUGGUGUCAACAAUGUAUAUAUUGUAGUAAGGCAAAUAUGAGGUGAAAUUAUUUGUGAAUAUUUUUAAUACAUAAUUCUUCAUUUUGCUAAAAUUACUAAUUGUUUAUUAUUUCAGUUGCUAUUGUUUUAUGUAUCAAAAGACAUUUUGACAUUUUUUCAAGAAUACUCUGGAAUUGCAGUUUUAAUGUUUUUGUUUGAUUAAGAAAUUAGUUUCUUUUGGAGUGUUAAAAGCCAGAUGAUAUUAUAGAUUGAGUCUGGACUAUUGUUGUUUAUUGCAAUUGUUUAAUCAUGUUUUGACUUACUGUUUAAUUGAUAUUCUUAGCACCUUUCUUUGUAUGGUGCAGUAUCUGACACCUAGACCUCAAAGUUUUAGAGUAAUCAACAAGUCUUCCUUACUGGUCUUAUUUGCAUAAUUAUAUUGUUAUAACUUGUUAUAAGUUUUUAUUGGCCAUAGGGCCCUUUCAAUAUUUUGUUUAAGGUAUUUUAAUUGGUUAAGAUUAAUGUUGUCCCCUCCUACCAUUUUCUCAUUGGAAGAGGACAUUUUGUAAAUCAGUACCUAUAGAGAAUUUUGGGAAAGUUCAAUAGUGAUAGUGAUUCACACGAUCAACGAAAUACUAAGCUAACAGCCAAAUGUAUAUAGAAUAAUUUAUUGUUUUACAUAUUUUACCUUUUGAAAUUAUCGAACCAUACAAAUGGAAUUCAUGGAUUUAAGCAGGGUUUCUGGAACUAUUCAACCAAAUCAACUAUCCAUUGUUAUCGAGCCCGGUAAACAAACAAUUCAUCCCCAGAGAUAUAAGAUGAAAGAGUAUAAUUUGGAUCUCUACUACUUUAAGUAGCUAUUAUAGUAAAUUAUUUCAAUGAUUUUCAAUAUACAUUAUGGUGACAAAACAUUUCUUUUCUUUUCUUCUAUCGUUUUCACAUGAAAGGAUGAGGUAUUUAAGGACUAUGAUGAUAUACAUCGAUUUAACCUUAAAUUAUUAAAUGCACGUCAUCAUAACCUAAAAUGAAACCAAAUUAUUUUUCAGCUGAAGUAGUCAAGAAAGAAAACCAAUUUCGCUUUAAACUGUAUAGAGACAUUUUGAGUUAACAAUUCUACCGAUUUAAACAUUAUUUGAGUUAACAAUUCUACCGAUUUAAACGUUACAUCCAUAUAGUACUAUUAGAAGUCCAUGAUGAUAUUACAUGCUAUGCUAGGUGAUGGUGUUGUAAUAUAAUGCUUCUCAGGUCCAGGUUCAUUGUUAGGAAAAACAGUUUUUGAUCCAAGCCCUAAUUCAUUCAUUCACUUAAAGAUAUUUAAAUUUUGAAAAUAUAUAUUGAUAAAAAAAGAGAAUGCACUGGACCAGGGGCUAAUACCUGUGAAUAGAAAGUAUACUAUGUAUUUUUAUCCCGCACAUACAUAUUAAAAUGGAAAAAAUCGGGCGCGGGCCGUUUAAAAAAAAAAAAAAAAAAAAAAAAAAAAAAAAACAAUAAAAAAAACAAUAAAAAAAAAAAAAACUUUAUAUUACCUGUAUUAUUAUUAUAUUAUUUUUUUAAAAACCAUAGUAACCCUCUUUAUAUAUGUAUAAUAAUUAUGAACAUUUAAAAAACAUGUAGGGAAAAGAAGUUAAAUGUCAACGCACUCUCUUGUCUUGAAGAAGUUUCAAUAAUUAAAUAGUGUCAGGCAAUAGUCGGGCAUCGACAACAAAGAGGUCAGUUCAUAUACGUAAAUGUUUUUUUAAGAUACAAUGCAAUAUCAAAUUUACAACUGUAGUUAAGACUAGAGAAAUGAAACCAAAUCCAAUAAAGCUGUCGGACCACUCUAGAUGUCAUUCGUCGCAGGUUUUGUGGCAUUUCGGGUACAAAAUUACUCCUUUGGCGUAUAUCCCAUCAACUGAUGGGGGUAAAACUCCACCUUUGGCUUCAAAAUUCUGUUUAAGUCACACUUGGGGAGGUGACGGGGUCAAGCCAUAAUGCAGCCAUUAUUUUUUGCAAUUGCCUACAUGAAUAUAAUAAAAAAAAGAUUUUGUAAAUGCUUUUUUCAAUAUGUAACCUAUUUAAAACUAUAUGCAUUUAUUUCCAGGUCACCUAAGUUCAUUGCUAUGUUAUGUCUGAAAAUAGCUCAAUGAAGCAAUGGUUCUUAUUACCAUAAACCCCGACUUUAAAUAAAGAUUCUUGUAUCUUGCUAUUUAUUGGUACUUUUAACUGUGCUUUUUACUUCCAAAUUACAUGUAGUCAGACAAGGAUUUCUUAUUUUUGCCCCAGGUUAUUAUUUUGUGGCAUUAAUAGUCAUUUUUGUUGUUAUAGUUGUUUUUGUUUAUUUAGUAUUUAGUUUAUGUUUUCUACAGAGAAAAGUCAUAUACAGUACUAGUAUUAUUUAGUUGUUGGUAUUUGAGGGUUUCAAUCUCUAUUUGGAACCGCAAAACAAUGAUAUAACAUAUAUGAUAUACCUCAACUCCAUAUUCGUAAAAUCAGUUCCAUUCAUUCUAAAGUGGAAAACAGUUCACGUUUCGUCCAUAACUGGCAUAAAUGUAAUAAUUCCAUAAUUCUUCAAGGUGUCAUCAUUAUUAACAUUACGAAACAUUAUUGAAUACAAAAAGGUACAUACAUCUGGUAACUAGAGAUUGCUUUUUUGAAAAAUAGCUAAAUGUCUCCCCUAUUGUGUGGUCAUAGCUGAGAAAAAAUAAACGAUGGACAUGAAAUUUGUAAUUUUGGACUGGAGACCAACCAACAGUGAAGUUUGGUUUAUUCACUCGUAUUAAAUAGUGAACGUCUACUGCAUAAGAUCAGUGAUCCUAUGAAUAUUAAGACUUAAUGUGAUAGAUGGAUGUAAGAAGUACCAUUUUGUUUUAUUUCAAUCUGGAGUAUGCAAUCAUCUGUACCAAAUGUGAAGUCAUUAGUAUUACAGAUUUUGUGCUAAACUUUAAUGAGUACAUAGUUUGAAUGGUGCCAUAUAGUAUAUAUACAUUUUUAAAUUAUAUAAAUAAAUAUUUUUAAGCUUAAGGUCACCGCCAACAUUCUACCUGAAGGUAACAGCGACCUUGGCCUUUGAACUAGCGAUCUUAAAAUCAAUAGGGGUCAUCUACUAGUCAUGACCAACUAGCAUACCAAGUAUGAAGUUCCUGGGUCUAAUCGUUUUAUAGUUAUUGAGCGGAAGUGUGACGUACGGACUGACGGACGGACGGACGGACUGAUGGACAGGGCAAAACAAUCCAUUAAAGUAUAAGAUAGCUUUCGCUAGAUUUCGCUGUUCAAACCAUAAACUAAACAUAGAACUUGGUAGAUAUAUAAAAACAGUAUUUAUAAUACUCCACAAGAUAAGAGACUUUGUACAUACUGUGUAUAAAUCAA